Molecule: messenger RNA, 2340 nt
Organism: Rhizoctonia solani
Lineage: Eukaryota; Fungi; Basidiomycota; Agaricomycetes; Cantharellales; Ceratobasidiaceae
Product: oxysterol binding protein
Exons: 9
Coding region: 1-2340 (779 amino acids)
Biological process (GO): exocytosis; ER to Golgi ceramide transport; endocytosis
Cellular component (GO): cytosol; plasma membrane; intracellular membrane-bounded organelle
Molecular function (GO): sterol binding
Source: RefSeq, a predicted model, not a curated record
AUGACUACAGCGCCAUACGAUCCUAGCCGGGGUGUGGCAGCGCUUGCACACGCUUCUCACCUUAGUGCUGGCAUUCCUGAGGCCGCCGUUCCGAAUGAUAUACUUUGUAGAGGAUGGAUGCUCAAGAAACGAAGGAAGAAGAUGCAAGGUUAUGCGCGCCGGUACUUUGUCCUCACCAACUCGGGCGUCCUCUCUUACUCGUUCGAUCCCAAAUCACCCACGCGGGAUUCGAUCCUCUUGCGCCAUGCAUCGUUAUCGAGCAGCGAACGACGGAGAGAUAUUCAUAUCGAUUCGGGAACGUCGACGUUUCACGUACGUGCCCUCACACAAGACGAUUUCAGCUUGUGGAUCGGGUCGUGUCGGAAAUUUGUGAAUAUUUCUGGAGAGAUUGAGCAUGAAGAGCCUCUGCCCGCUGAAGGAGCUGGAACAGGUGCAAAGGCUGGUCAUACGAGGUCGUAUAGUCGGAGUAUGAGCCUUGGAAUUAUGAGUGAUCAGAGAAAGGCAUUGGGAUUAUUGGGUGAGAUGUCCAAGACGCUACAUGACUUGGAGGAAGCCAUCGCGAUGGUCAAAGAGGAUGAUUCCAAGAAGAAACAUCAUAACAGUACCAAGUCAAAGAAAGAUAAGGAGGUUAAAGAAAAAGAGAAAGAGAAAGAGGGUCUAUUCGGCUUGUUUUCGGGCUCACACAAGAAAUCUUCAACUCCUACAAUGACAACCGAACCACUUUCUCCCCCUCCUGUAUCCGAAGACGGGACGUUGGUAGGAGCGACUCCACGCGUGUCCUUUGCCGGCUCGGUGGCAUCUGCACCCUCGACAGUUCACUCGUACCUAACAAGCACGAUCCAAACCCUCAAAACACAGCACUCGGCGCUCACAACUCUCCUCGAAGCACGCAACAUCACACCCAUACCCAACCGAACAGCAUCUCCCCUCAUGGGAGCUGCUAUCGACUUGUCCCGCUCACGUUCCGUGUCACGCGUAUCGAGGCACAGUAUGGCUAGUGAAGUCACCUCCCAGAUGUGGUUCGACGCGAGCGAUGGCGCGGACGAGUUCUUUUUGGACGCAGAUGAGAGUGAGAGUGGGGCUAUCAGGGCUGUGAGCGAGAAACAUUCGGAUGUGGAAUCAGACGAAGAGUGCGAGGAUGUUGUAGAUGAGGAGAGUUCAGAGGAUGAGCCCGAGCCCGAGCCUGCCCCUACACUCGAGAGUGAUGUUUCCGCUAUUCCCUCGACUGCUGUAGUAAGGCGAACGAAGCUUCCGGCACCAAAUACAGGCGAAGAGGGCAGUUUGUUUGCCGUAUUGAAGAAGAACGUCGGAAAGGACCUUUCGACAGUUUCGUUCCCUGUUAGCUUCAAUGAACCAAUUAGUGUUUUGCAAAGGCUAGCCGAAGAUGUCGAAUAUACGAACCUGCUUGACGAGGCGGUCGCCGCAUCCGAUCCAGUGGACCGAAUUGCUCUGGUAACUGCAUUCGCGGUAUCCGGCUACGCAUGUACCCUGCACCGAGCCAGUCGCAAGCCUUUCAACCCGAUGCUUGGCGAGACUUUUGAAGACAUCCGUCUAGGUUUCAUCGCAGAAAAGGUCAGCCAUCAUCCCCCUAUCAUGGCUUGCCAUGCGCAUGGAGACGGGUGGGAGUUUUGGUGUACGAGUGGUGCCAAGAAUAAAUUCUGGGGCAAGUCAUUGGAGAUUAUACCAAUGGGUGCAGCAUAUGUCCGGAUCGGAGAUGAAGUUUACAGUUGGCAAAAGCCUUCGUCCUUUAUGCGUAAUCUUAUCGCUGGAAACCGAUACCUUGAACACGUUGGACCGAUGAGUAUCACUUCCACAGCUGGGCACAGGUGUGAUCUCGACUUCAAAGAGGGGGGGUUCUGGGGCUCGACGCUUAACCACGUGGGAGGCUCCAUUCUUUCUCCUGAUUCCAAGAUCGUGUCCAAGAUUGAAGGAACGUGGCAUGAAGGGUUAUCGCAGCACCUCGAUACAAAAGGAUCUCAUUUGAAGGUCCUUUGGCGGCCGAACCCAUUCCCUCCGUUUGCCGACCAGUAUUACGGAUUCACGGGAUUUACAAUUACGCUCAACGAGUUGACUCCCGAUCUGGUUGGGGUGGUGCCUCCCACUGAUUCAAGACUACGACCGGACCAACGAGCGAUGGAAGAGGGCCGGAUAGACGAUGCAGAUCGAUUAAAGAUACAAUUGGAAGAAGGACAGCGUGCCAGGAGACGAGCUCGAGAAGAAGCAGGAGAAGAGUGGAAGCCCCAGUGGUUCGAGCAGGGUACAGAUGGGGAGUGGAAGUACAAAGGAGGCUACUGGGAGACAAGAAAGACGGGCAAGUGGAGCUCUGUCCAGUUGUGGUAG